CUUCUUUGUAAGUCAUAACUGAUAACUAAACAAUUCAUUCGAUCGUCAAUUGACCCUUAUUAAUUUAUUCCUAGACGUUACGAACCGGAGUUAUACUUGUUCGUGAAACGCCCAUUUACUCUUGUUAACCUGUUAAUUAUUCUACAAAUUUUUACACAAACGCUACCAUAGGUAUAUCAAAGUUAUUGACAAACUUAAAUAUAAUGAAAAAAAUUGCAAUUUUCGGUGGUACCGGUAUGACGGGCCUGUGUACUGUGGAGGCUGCUUUAAAACAAGGUCUCGAAGUCAGAGCUCUUUUGAGAGAUCCAUCUCGUUUGCCGGAAUCUCUUAGAAAUCAAGUAGAAGUAUUUACGGGUGACGUUUUAGUAAAAGAGGAUGUCGACAAGGUCAUUGAAGGGAGAGACGCAGUUGUCGUAACAUUAGGCACAAGAAAUGAUCUCAGCCCUACUACGAUAAUGUCGGAUGGACUGAAAAACAUCUUGUCUGCUAUGGAGAACAAAAACGUGAAAACUAUCUCAGUUUGCUUAUCAACAUUUUUAUUUUAUGAUAAGCCAAAAGUACCAGCAAUGUUUCACGGUAUUAACGAUGACCACGAACGUAUGUUGCAUUUACUUCAAGCGACAGAAGGUCUUAAUUGGAUAGCCGUCAUGCCACCACAUAUAGGGGACACUCCGUCCGGCGAUUAUAAUGUAGAAAUUGGUUCAUCACCUGGUCGAGCUAUAUCAAAAUUUGAUCUAGCUAAAUUCAUGAUAGAAUGUUUGUCUAAACCGGAAUAUUAUAAACAAAGAAUGGGAUUGGCGACUAAAGUACCAGUCCCGUAAGAGUUAUGAAAUUUUUAAUAACUAUCUUUAAUUUAGCAGAGUACACCGUUAAAUUGAUUACUUGUAAAAACCAACAUAUUAUUUUAAUUUGAAAUCAAAAUCUUAAAAUACAAUUUAUUAUAUAUUUGUAUUACUGCAUAA
This is a messenger RNA of Adelges cooleyi (spruce gall adelgid), 962 nucleotides long. Its product is annotated as flavin reductase (NADPH). The transcript has 4 exons. The record is from RefSeq and is a predicted model, not a curated record. Bases 204 to 821 code for a protein of 205 amino acids. NCBI's taxonomy places the organism in Eukaryota, Metazoa, Arthropoda, Insecta, Hemiptera, Adelgidae.